AUGUUGGCGUUUUGCCUGUUAAGUGCCGUGUGGCUCGCGGCGAGCCCGUCCCUUGCACAGAACGAGACGGAACCAAUCGUUCUGGAGGGGAAGUGCCUCGUGGUGUGCGACUCCAACCCGGCCGCGGACCCCACGGGCACGGCGCUAGGGAUCUCGGUGCGCUCGGGCAGCGCCAAGGUGGCGUUCUCCGCAGUCCGGAACACCAACCACGAGCCCUCCGAGAUGAGCAACCGGACGAUGGUCAUCUACUUUGAUCGGGUUCUAGUAAACGUUGGGAAGAAUUUUGACGAGGAGAGAAGUAAUUUCAUCGCGCCACGCAAAGGGAUUUACAGUUUUAACUUCCACGUAGUGAAAGUCUACAACCGCCAAACCAUACAGGUGAGCUUGAUGCACAACGGCUGGCCGGUGAUUUCGGCAUUUGCCGGCGACCAGGACGUGACGCGCGAGGCGGCCAGCAACGGUGUCCUGAUUCAAAUGGAGAAGGGAGACCGGGCCUACCUCAAACUGGAGAGAGGAAACCUAAUGGGAGGCUGGAAAUACUCCACCUUCUCCGGCUUCCUGGUGUUCCCCGUGUAG
Scomber scombrus (Atlantic mackerel) is the source of this 576-nucleotide messenger RNA. It is a transcript of the gene cbln1, whose product is annotated as cerebellin 1 precursor. Gene Ontology annotation, cellular component: synaptic cleft; glutamatergic synapse. The coding region runs from base 1 to 576 and encodes 191 amino acids. The transcript is spliced from 3 exons. NCBI's taxonomy places the organism in Eukaryota, Metazoa, Chordata, Actinopteri, Scombriformes, Scombridae. The record is from RefSeq and is a predicted model, not a curated record. Gene Ontology annotation, molecular function: protein binding.